AUGAAUCCGUUGCCGAUGGCCCGCCGCUCCUUGUUGCAGCAGAGAUCCGUCGUCUGUAAUUCUUUUGCGCCUUGCCUUGUAAAACACCACAGUACCGCCGCGAGGAGGUCGAUAGCUACAGCCGCGGCAUCCGCUACUUUAGAAGACCAAGCACAAGCAUCCGCCUAUGAUGGAGCUGGGUCGCAGCGGCAGCCGCUGAGUCCGGAGCAGCGCAAAUUCCUCGAUCGUGCCCUCCGCGUCAACCAAGCCGGCGAGCUCGCCGCCGUCCUCAUCUACACCGCGCAAACGCCCCCCAUCGUCCGCUCGCACCCGCACCUCCGCCCGCUGAUGAAGCACAUGCACGACCAAGAAGCCGGCCACUUCGCGACCUUUAACGAACUCCUGGCCAAGCACCGCAUCAGGCCAACCGCCAUGUACCCGGUCUGGAAGGUGGCCGCCACCGCCCUAGGCUGGACGACGGCGGUGAUGGGCAAGGAGGCUGCCAUGGCCUGUACGGAGGCAGUCGAGACGGAGAUUGGGAGCCACUACAACGAGCAGGUGCGCGUGCUGCUGGAGUGGAAGAAGCAGAUGGAGGAGCGGGGAGAGGAGGUUGGGGAGGAUAUGAAGGAGCUGCUGCAGAAUCUGCGGAGAAUCAGGGACGAAGAGCUCGAGCAUCUGGACCACGCGGUCGAGAACGACGCAAAAGUGGCUCGGCCAUACGAGCUGUUGACGAAUGUUAUAAGAGGGGGCUGCAGGGCGGCUAUCUGGGUCAGCGAAAGGGUAUAG
This is a messenger RNA of Coniosporium apollinis CBS 100218, 765 nucleotides long. RefSeq lists its product as uncharacterized. NCBI's taxonomy places the organism in Eukaryota, Fungi, Ascomycota, Dothideomycetes. The coding region runs from base 1 to 765 and encodes 254 amino acids. The record is from RefSeq and is a predicted model, not a curated record. The transcript has 2 exons. Gene Ontology annotation, biological process: ubiquinone biosynthetic process. Gene Ontology annotation, molecular function: 3-demethoxyubiquinol 3-hydroxylase activity. Gene Ontology annotation, cellular component: mitochondrial inner membrane.